Molecule: messenger RNA, 2291 nt
Organism: Sitophilus oryzae (rice weevil)
Lineage: Eukaryota; Metazoa; Arthropoda; Insecta; Coleoptera; Curculionidae
Product: zinc finger BED domain-containing protein 1-like
Exons: 4
Coding region: 254-2278 (674 amino acids)
Molecular function (GO): protein dimerization activity; DNA binding
Source: RefSeq, a predicted model, not a curated record
GAGAACUAUCGAUAGUGUAUCGAUAGCUAUCGAUAGUUUCACCUAUCGAAAACAAUCGAUAUUUUUCGUUCUAUCGACUAUCGAUAGUUGUUUCCAUGCCUGCGGAUAAAAUAUAGAAGAAGACUGACAACAUAACCUCAAUUUCAUUUUUUGUAUUUUAAUUUAAACACUUUCCCCUUAGAUUUUCCCCAUUUUUAACCGUGUUUCCAGUGUUUCGCAUUCGUUGUUGUUUUAAAAUUAAAAGAAUACAAUAAUGGAAACAUUUUUGAAUUUGAAGUUUGGCAAAAGUAAAGAGAAUGGAAAUGGCAGUGGUGAUAAUAAUGCUAAGGCAGGGAGUUCAAAAGAAGGCUUUCAAAAUUCUCAACCUGAUAAUAUCGAUCAGCAAACCUCUGCUGUACCUGGAUCUGUGGGUGGCAGUGCGAAAAGAAAGAGGGCAAAAGUGUCAUCGGUUUGGGCACAUUUUAAAAGGUCUGGUGAUAAGAAGCUUGCAAAAUGCAAUAAAUGUGGGCAAGAAUACAAGACCAGUGGUAAUACCUCUAAUCUUGCGGAUCACUUGAGAAGGCAUCAUCUGUUUUUACAAAAUAGUGAAUCCAUAAAUAAUGAAGUUGAAAAUACCAGUGCAUCUGUCUCAUUUAGUUCUGAAACUGCAUCUUCUGCUUCUAGUGCACGUUCUAGUACCAGGUCAGUUAGCCCAUUUUUCCGAAGAGCUUUGCAAUAUGAAUCAAAUUCUCAGCGUAAGAAACAACUUGAUAAAAGUAUUAUAGAAAUGAUUGCACUGGACUUUCAGCCCUUUACAAUUGUGAAAGACAAGGGAUUUAGAAGACUGAUAAACCUACUAGAUCCUAGAUAUGUUCUUCCAAGUCCAUAUACUUUGAGUGGAAAAUUAUUGGAAACUACCUAUCAAGAGGUACAUCAAAAAUUGAAAAAUGAUUUGACUGAAAUAAAAUAUGUUGCAAUAACCUCCGACUCAUGGACCUCUAGUGUUUCUGAGUCGUACCUAACUGUGACAUGCCACUACAUAAAUUCAGCUUUUGAAUUAAAGUCAAUAAUUCUCUCGACUAAACCUUUGGCAAAUGGAAUGAACCAUACUUCAGAAAACAUUGCAGAAUCUUUAGAGAGCAUAUUCAGAGAAUGGAAUAUCGAAAAUAAAAUUGUUUGCAUAGUGACUGACAAUGCGGCAAACAUGAUUAAAACAUGUGAACUACUGAAAAUAAGACAUCUUCCUUGCUACGCACACAGUCUCAACCUUGUUGUGCAAGAAAACUUUAACGACUUAAAGACAAAUAUCAAGAGGUGUAAGGACAUUGUUACAUUUAUUAAGUCGAGCAAUGUUGCCAUGGAAAUUUUUAAAAAGGAGCAAAAUAUUGAUGAUGAUAUAACAAACAAACAGUACAAGCUGAUACAGGAGGUACCAACCAGAUGGAAUAGUACCUUCUACAUGAUAGAAAGAAUUCUUAAAACCAAUGAAGCAAUUAGUCGAACACUGCUGAAAGUACGUAAAGCUCCUCAACCUCUCUCUGUAGAUGAACUAUCUAUUUUAAAUGAUGUUGUGAAGGUUCUGAAAUGUUUUGAGGAGGCUACGAAAAAAAUUUCAGGUGGCAGCUAUGUUACUAUUUCUUUGAUAAUCCCUCUGACCUUUGGUAUCUAUAAUUUUUUAAAUGCAGUUAUCACAGAACUUGAUACUGAAGAAGGGAAAUUAUUUUGCAGUGGGCUUAUAGAAUCAGUGAAGAAAAGAAUAUUUCCUUAUGAAAGUAGAAAUGUUACAAAAAUAGGAACAAUUAUUGACCCAAGAUUUAAGAAAGAAGGUUUUAGAAAUCCAGAAAAUGCUUCAUCUGCCGCUGUAAUUUUAGAACAAGAAAUGCAAGGAGCUUUACGACAAAAAUCACAAAGUCAGAACAUAAAUAUAAAUGAACCUUCAGUGUCCCAAAACAUCCAGACUUCCCCUUCUCUUUUUGCAUUUCUUGAAAGUAGAAUAUCGGGAAAAAUAAAAUCAGUCACAUCUGAUGUCAUUAUUACUAGAAGGCAAUAUUUAGAGAGGGCAAACUCUGCUGAAGAUGCUGAUCCGCUUUUAUUUUGGAAGAUAAGUGGAAAUGAGUUGACACCAAUGGAUGAAUGUGCUAGGAAGUUCUUAUGCAUUCCAGCAACCUCGGUUGAGAGUGAAAGAAGCUUCAGUUCUGCCGGUCAGGUCAUAACGGAUCGAAGAUCAAAACUCAAGUCAACGAAUGUUGAUAAAUUAAUAUUUCUGCAUAAAAACCUGAAUAUAACAGAUAAUAAAUGAGCAAUUAAAAGUU